Molecule: messenger RNA, 2474 nt
Organism: Lotus japonicus
Lineage: Eukaryota; Viridiplantae; Streptophyta; Magnoliopsida; Fabales; Fabaceae
Product: probable inactive receptor kinase At5g58300
Exons: 3
Coding region: 394-2292 (632 amino acids)
Biological process (GO): protein phosphorylation
Molecular function (GO): protein kinase activity; ATP binding; protein binding
Source: RefSeq, a predicted model, not a curated record
UUGUUUCUUAGUAAAGCUGCAAUAAGUGAUAUCCUCUGCAUCAUCAGCAACAUUUCAUCUUAAAGUUCAAAUUUGUAUAGAGUUGUUACUUGUUUGAAUUCAAUUUUGUACAACUGAUUCUGAAGUCAGAAUUGGUUAUGGGGAGAAGUUUUUUCUAGUAGCCUCUAGGUUUCAGAAUUGAUUCUGAUGAAACAGAAGUUAAUCCAAGCAUGCUAAUAGUGUAUCGUUCUUACCCCUUUCAUCCUAUGAAAACCAUCACUUUCUGAUUGAAUUCUGCUUCACUUAGUAAUUUAAACAUACUACUGCUUUUGACUAGGUUCAGUAAAGGAUGCAGAAAAGUUAAGCUCACAACUUGGAAUCACCACUUGCCUUGGAUUCUGCACCAAACAAGAGAUGAAGUUUGAGUUCUCUAUUGCUGCUCUUGUUCUAUUAACCUCCACACUGUCUCUCUUUAGCUUGAUUGAAGCAUCUGACUUGAACUCAGAUAAACAAGCUCUCUUGGAGUUCGCUUCUUCAGUCCCACAUGCUCCAAGGCUCAACUGGAAUAAUGACUCAGCUUCAAUUUGCACCUCAUGGGUUGGUGUGACUUGUAACUCAAACGGAACUCGUGUCACCGGAAUCCAUCUUCCGGGAAUCGGAUUAACUGGGUCCAUUCCGGAGAACACCAUUGGAAAACUAGAUGCUCUUAAGGUCCUUAGCCUUCAUUCCAAUGGCCUUAAAGGAACAUUUCCUUCUAACAUUCUCUCUAUUCCUUCACUCCAAUUUGCACACUUGCAGCACAACAAUUUCUCAGGUCCAAUUCCUUCCAUUGUCUCCCCUAAACUCAUUACAUUGGACAUUUCCUUUAACUCUUUUUCUGGUAGCAUUCCACCUGCAUUUCAGAACCUGAGAAGACUCACCUGGUUGUAUCUCCAACACAAUUUCAUAUCUGGAGCUAUCCCUGACUUUGACCUUCCUAGUCUCAAACACUUGAAUUUGAGUUAUAAUAACUUGAAUGGCUCAAUUCCAAACUCCAUCAAGACAUUCCCAAAUACUUCUUUUCUUGGGAACUCUCUCUUAUGUGGGCCACCUCUCAAUAGUUGCUCUUCAAUCUCUCCCUCUCCAUCUCCUUCUCCUCCUGCAACCACCCAAAACCAAAAAGCAACCACACAUAAGAAAAGCUUUGGCCUAGCUAUUAUACUUGCUCUGGUCAUUGGAGGCAUUGCCUUCCUUUCUCUACUAUUUUUGGUGAUCUCUGUGUGCUGUCUGAAGAGGAAGAACAGUAAAACCAGUGGUAUACUGAAAGGAAAGGCUUCUUGUGCUGGAAAGCCUGAGAUGUCUAAGAGUUUUGGAAGCGGCGUGCAAGCUGCUGAGAAGAACAAGUUAUUUUUCUUUGAAGGCUCCUCUCAUAGCUUUGACCUUGAGGAUUUGCUAAAGGCCUCAGCUGAAGUUCUUGGGAAAGGGAGCUACGGAACAGCUUACAAGGCUGUUCUGGAGGAAGGAACAACAGUGGUGGUUAAAAGGUUGAAGGAAGUUGUGGUUGGAAAGAAGGAGUUUGAGCAACAGAUGGAAAUUGUGGGGAGAAUUGGACAACACCCUAAUGUCAUGCCUCUUAGAGCUUAUUACUAUUCCAAAGAUGAGAAACUCCUAGUCUACAACUACAUGCAAGGAGGCAGCUUGUUUUUCUUGUUGCAUGGAAACAGGGGUGCAGGAAGAACUCCACUAGAUUGGGAUUCAAGAGUGAAGAUUGCAGUGGGAGCUGCCAAGGGAAUUGCUUUCAUUCACUCUGAAGGGGGACCAAAAUUCGCACAUGGCAACAUCAAGUCCACCAAUGUGCUCAUAACAGAAGAACUUGAGAGCUCCAUAUCUGAUGCUGGAUUGGCUCCUGUCAUGAAUGCCCCAUCAACUAUGUCUAGAUCCAAUGGCUAUAGAGCCACAGAAGUCACUGAUUCAAGGAAGAUCACACAAAAAUCUGAUGUUUACAGCUUUGGUGUGCUGCUUCUUGAAAUGCUGACAGGGAAAACCCCACUGAGAUAUCCUGGCUAUGAAGAUGUGGUUGAUCUUCCAAGGUGGGUGAGGUCUGUUGUGAGGGAGGAAUGGACAGCUGAAGUGUUUGAUGAGGAGCUUCUGAGAGGGCAGUAUGUUGAAGAGGAAAUGGUGCAGAUGCUUCAGAUUGCACUUGCUUGUGUAGCUAAGACACCAGAUAUGAAGCCUAGAAUGGAGGAUGUUGUUAGAAUGGUUGAGCAAAUUAAGCACCCUGAGUUGAAGAACAGGGCAUCCUCUGAAUCUGGUUCUAAUGAUCAGACACCAUGAAUCUUUUCCUCAAGCAAUAAGCAAGUUUCAUUGUAAAAUACUAAUCUUUGUGUUCAUGUUGGUCAGAAAAGGUUUCAUGUUUUACCUUAUUUAUAAUCUUUUUGAAACUUUUGGCUAAUUGUUGUUCAGUCAAUGGAAAUAAUUCAGGUUUCAUCAUGCAGAUCAAAGAUGUCCAUUAAUCA